ACUGGUGCGGUUUCACAAGCCACUUAAUUUUCCGAGUUAACCGUCGAUUCCACAAUGCAUUUUCCUCCACUUUCUCAGCAACCAAACAGGAACUGAUUUUGCGCGCGGGGUAUCCGGUCAAUCUGGAGAACUCUUCUUUGUCAUGAACCGCUUGUCGCCACUGUCAUCUUACACUGCUGCCAUAAUCGGAAGGACCUCUCGAUUCGUCGCGAACUGCUCUCUGCACCGAUGUUCUUCCACUUGCUCUUUUCCGAGAAAAUCAGAGAAUCGUGGUGUUAGGUCUUUCCAUUCAGAAUUCGUGCUUACUCAGUUUCGUGUUCGGUGCUAUUCGACCAAAAAAGCGCGCAACAGUGGUUCUUCUCGGUUGAAGAAGGUGGAUACUGAAGCGGUGAUGGAGCAGGAGAAGGAUGCUUUCUUUGUGGUGAGGAAAGGGGACGUUGUUGGAAUCUACAAUAAUCUCAGUGAUUCCCAGGCUCAAGUUGGAUCUUCUGUAUGUGAUCCUCCUGUUAGUGUAUACAAGGGAUAUUCGUUGUCGAAGGACACUGAGGAGUAUCUUGUCUCGCACGGAUUAAAGAAUGCUUUAUACACAAUUAGAGCUGCUGAUUUAAAAGAGGAUUUGUUUGGCAUGCUUGUUCCUUGCCCUUUCCAGGAUCCUUCUUCUACCCAAGGGGGCACAUCAAAUAAGGAUGUAUCUAAAAAGAGAUCUCUGCGAGUGCUUGGAGAAGAUAAUGUGAAUAUAACUAGUCUGACAUCCAUCUCUGAAGAUCCCUUGAGAAAGCAAGUCAAGCUAGCCCAAGCACCUUCACUUGAUACUCGGACUUGUAUUCUUGAGUUUGAUGGUGCAUCAAAAGGAAAUCCUGGAAAAGCUGGUGCUGGGGCUAUUCUACGAGCUAAUGAUGGACGUUUGAUUUGUAGGUUGCGUGAAGGUGCGGGUAUUGCAACAUGCAAUGCUGCUGAAUAUCGUGCAAUGAUAUUGGGAAUGAAAUAUGCUCUUAAAAAGGGAUUUACUGGUAUUCAUAUCCAAGGUGACUCCAAACUUGUUUGCAUGCAGAUUGAUGGUUCAUGGAAGGUCAAGAACGAGAACUUAUCUACAUUGUAUAAGGUGGCAAAAGAACUCAAGGAUAAUUUUUUGUCAUUCCAUAUCAGUCAUGUUCUUAGGAACUUCAACUCCGAGGCUGAUGCUCAAGCAAAUUUGGCCAUCAAUCUUGCUGAUGGCCAAGUCCAGGAAGAGUGUGUAGAUUAAUUCGUUCUUGGCAGCUGCUGGUUAUAUUUUAGGUUUGUAGCAGAAUACAUCUGCAAUUUACGGACCAAGUUUCAGUGUUCUUUCAUUUAUUGUCAACCCAAUUAUUUAACAAUCAAACCCAAGAAUGAAUUAUUUUGAAUUAGUCCUCUAUCGCUUGUCAUCAAAGUUAUCAAACAGCAAU
This is a messenger RNA of Gastrolobium bilobum, 1424 nucleotides long. RefSeq lists its product as uncharacterized. Lineage: Eukaryota; Viridiplantae; Streptophyta; Magnoliopsida; Fabales; Fabaceae. The record is from RefSeq and is a predicted model, not a curated record. The transcript is spliced from 9 exons. Gene Ontology annotation, molecular function: nucleic acid binding; RNA-DNA hybrid ribonuclease activity. The coding region runs from base 143 to 1243 and encodes 366 amino acids.